ACCGGCACCGGGACCUGGACCUGAACCGGCACCGGGACCGGGACUGGGAGAGACCGGGAUCGGCACCGAGAUCGGGAUCAGAAUCGGGACCGGGAGCGUCCGGUACCGGGAUAAGCACCGGGAUCGGGAUUGGGACCUGAACCGGGUCGGCACCGGGAUCGGGACCUGUACCGGCACUGGGAGCGUCCGGUACCGGAUAAAAACCGGGAUCUGGACCGCGACCGGGAUCAGGAUCUGAAUCAGGACCGGAAUCUGCACCGGGAUCAGCACCGGGAGCGACCGGGACCAGGAUAAGCACCGGAAUCGGGAUCACAACCGGGACCGGGAUUAACACCGGCACCGGGACCGGGACUGGGAUCAGAACUGGGACCGGGAUAAGCCCCAGGAUCAGAACCAGGAACGACCGGGAGCGGGAUAAACACCGGGAUUUGUACCGGGAGCGAUCAGAACCGGGAUCAGAACCGGAACCGGGACUGGGAGCGGCACCGGGACCCACCGGGAGCGGCACCGGCACCGGGAUCAGUUCGGAGCUCCCGCGUCUCUCCAAGCUCCGGUUCCGCUCCCGAACCGGGACGGGACGAAAGCAGAACCGGGAACGGCCGGGAUGGGACCCGGGAGCACCGGGAACCGAACCGGGACCACCGGGAACCGAUCCGGGAGCACCGGGAGGGGACCCGGGACCACCGGGAACCGAUCCGGGAGCACCGGGAACCGACCCGGGACCACCGGGAUCCUCCUGCUCCUCCUGGCAGCGGCGGCGGCGGCGACACCGAGCACAGCGCACCCGCCGUGCCCUCCCGACCAUUUCCAGUGCGGGGACCUGUCGUGCCUGUCGCGACAUUUCCUCUGCGACGGCGACCGCGACUGCGCGGACGGGGGGGACGAGCUGGGCUGCGCCCCUCCCCCCACGCCGCCCUGCCCCCCCUCCUCGUUCCGCUGUCGCGACGGCGCCUGCGUGCCCCGCCUGUGGCGCUGCGACGGCGAUCGCGACUGUCGCGACGGCAGCGACGAGGGGGAGGGGCUGUGCGGGACGCCCCGCCCCCCCGCCCUGCCCCCCCUGCAGUUCCCCUGCGGCUCCGGGGAGUGCGUGGCCGCCGGGUGGCGCUGCGACGGAACCGCCGACUGUCGCGAUAGUUCCGACGAGCUGGGCUGCGCCCCGCCCCCGCCGUGCCCCCCCGGGCAGUUCCGCUGCCGCGACCGGCGCUGCAUCCCCGCGGCGCGCGCCUGCGACGGGACACGUGACUGUCGCCAUGGAGACGACGAGGAGGCGUGUCCGGAGGCCCCGGCGUGCCCCGGCCCGCAGCGGUUCCGCUGCCGCUCGGGUGAAUGUAUCGCGAUAGCGCAGGUCUGCGAUGGGCGGCGCCACUGUCGCGACUGGUCCGACGAGCCGCUCAAGGAGUGCGGGGUGAACGAGUGCCUGCAGGGGUCCGGGGGCUGCUCCCACUCCUGCCGGGAUCUCCCCAUCGGCUUCGAGUGCAGCUGCCCCCCAGGAAUGGGGCUGGGCCCCGACAACAGGACCUGCCAUGGUGGCCCUCCCGGGACCCCCGAACCGGAGCCCCAGAGCCGCAACCUCAGCGCCGAGGACACGCCCCCAACGGUGAGGCCACGCCCACUCAGCGCACGGGACCUUGUCAGACCGGGCGGGGCCAGAGGGGCGGGGCCAUGGAUGACGUCACUGGGGGUCCUGCUGCCCCUUGGUCUGCUGCUGUGCCUGGGCCUGGCCGGGCGGGCGCUGUGGCGCUGGUGGCGCCGGCGCAGCACCAACAGCAUCAGCUUCAGCAACGCCGCCUUCCGGAAGGUUCCGGAGCAGCUGCAGGGGGGCGGGGCUUGGGGACACGCAGUGGCCGCUGGCAAUGGAGGAGGAGGAGGAGCCCUGAGGGGCCGAGACCCCCCCGAGACACCUGGGGACACCUGGGGACACCUGGGACACACCUGGACACACCUGGGUGCGCCUGGGGAACAUCUGGAGACACCCAGGUGGACAUCUGGAUGUACCUGGACACACCUGGGACGCACCUGGGGACACCAAAGAACACCUGGAGACACCUGGGGGCACCUGGGGGCACACCUGGGCACACCUGGGCACACCUGGAUACACCUGGGACACACCUGGGAACAUCUGGGACACACCUGGGCACACCUGGGUGCACCUGGGGACACCUGGGGACACCUGGAUGGACACCUGGACACACCCAGACCACGUUGUGCACACCUGGGUCCACCUGGACACACCUGGGAACAUCUGGGACACAGCUGGGUGCACCCAGAUGCACCUGGGGACGCCAAAGAACACCUGAGAACACCUGGGGGGACAUCUGGGACACCUGGGCACACCUGGGAGGGGCUGAGUGCACCCAGAGGUGGCCGUGGGCACACCUGGGACACACCUGGGCACAUCUGGAUGAAGCCACGCACACCUGGACGUGACCGCAGACACACCUGGGCACAGCUGUGAACACCUGGGCACACCUGGACGAGGCUGUGCACACCUGGGCGUGAAUGUGGGCACACCUGGGCACACCUGGGCAUCGCUUCAGACUCACCUGGGCACACCUGAGCAGGGAUGUGGACACACCUGGGCACACCUGGGCAUCACACCUGUCCCUACCUGCUCUCCCCUGUCCCUGCCCCUCUCACCUGUCCAGGUGCCCCCGGUUUCCCCCAGGACAUUUUUUAGGAAUUUUUUUUAAACCAAAAUUUCCCAAUCUGGGCCCAAAUUGAGGCCUCUGUGAAAGGGGCGGGGCCAAUGUGGCCACGCCCUGUGAUGUCAAUAAAGGUUUAUUUAUUAAUUAA
Molecule: messenger RNA, 2793 nt
Organism: Melospiza melodia melodia
Lineage: Eukaryota; Metazoa; Chordata; Aves; Passeriformes; Passerellidae
Product: low-density lipoprotein receptor-related protein 8-like
Cellular component (GO): plasma membrane
Molecular function (GO): protein binding; calcium ion binding
Source: RefSeq, a predicted model, not a curated record